Molecule: messenger RNA, 1692 nt
Organism: Stegastes partitus (bicolor damselfish)
Lineage: Eukaryota; Metazoa; Chordata; Actinopteri; Pomacentridae
Product: cAMP-responsive element modulator-like
Exons: 3
Coding region: 280-600 (106 amino acids)
Biological process (GO): regulation of transcription by RNA polymerase II
Cellular component (GO): nucleus; transcription regulator complex
Molecular function (GO): RNA polymerase II cis-regulatory region sequence-specific DNA binding; DNA-binding transcription factor activity, RNA polymerase II-specific
Source: RefSeq, a predicted model, not a curated record
AGUCUUCAAAAAGCCUUGAGAACUGAAGAAGAGCUCCAGUCAAGCUGAAGAAAAUUCCCGUCCAAAGACAAACAGAACAGCCCCUGACUCAUAGCCCUGUGUCGGGGGAGAGAGCAAACCGUACUGUUGACAUCAGGAGGCCAGUGAUGUCAUGGUGAUGUCAAUGCCUCUAAUUGUAAAUUGCACACACAGUCCCGCUGUUGGCUGUGGUAAUAUUCAGUGAGAGAGAAGACACUGGAGGAGGCAGUUUCUCUUGGAAAACCUGGGAGUAGAUACAGUAUGGCUGUAACUGGGGAUGAGACAGAAGCAGGCUCUGCAGGUGGUUUGGCCAGCUUCCAGCUGCGUAACCCCACCUCCACCCCGCCCCAGCGUGGACCAGGAGAAGGUGCUCACAGCUCCCAGAAACCUGUUGAAGAAGCCCUACAGAAGAGGGAGCUCCGCUUAAUGAAGAACAGGGAAGCUGCCCGGGAGUGUCGACGAAAGAAGAAGGAGUACGUCAGAUGCCUCGAACAACGCGUGGCUGUGCUCGAAAAGCAAAACCAGUCUCUGAUAGAGGAGCUGAGAGCCUUAAAAGACAUCUAUUGCCACAAAGUCGAGUGAUUCCUCCGUCCAGACGGGAAGCUGGGAGCGUGUGGACUGUGUUGGUCUGUUUCUGUGGUGUGUCUUGAGGACUCUGCUUUUACGUAAACACACACACUCAACACAAAACACUCCUUGUCCGUGCUAUUAACUGUGUUUACACAUGAUGUCAGUGUUUCAGGCUCAGAAUUAUCCGUGCACCACCAGCAAAAACAAGAACCUUGUUUCAGGUGAGAGUUAUCAGUGAGCACUAUGAGGAACUUUUGGCCUAGGCAGGCUCCCAGAGCAAGCAGGAAGAGGAAGACGAUGGACGCCUGCAGAUUUGCGACGCCUUACAGGAGACAGAGAAUCCGAAGAUGAAGGACGAGAUGCUGAAGUUAAACAAUCUGAACAUAGAAAAACUCAAACAAACAAACAAACAAAAAAAAGAAGUCACUUAUGCCUUUGCUGCCAUCAUUUUAACUGCACUGCAUUUUAGAACUCUUUUGUGAUCAGAAUUUGGCUCUAUGAGAAUAUUAACUGAUAGUCUUCUUGAUGGUGUCUUUUGCUACGAAGCUUUGUUCAGGGAAACCACUGCCAGAAGUCAAACGUUCAAUCAUAAGGGCUUCACAGAGUUUGUGUUUGAUUUUUAUUUUAGAAAUCUGAAUGCAAACAUAUUCCAGGGGCUUGUUAAUCUUAUUCAUCCCUCAUUUUCACUGUAGAGACCUGUCAGGAUGUGUCGUGCAUCAGUAUCUGCUUCUAACCAGUGGCAUUAUUUUGUAUUUCGUGAGGUUCGUGCCCCCUUUAUAUUUUUGAGCUACUGCAACUUAGUAGAUUGUAUAUUUAGUUAACAAAUGCACACUUGUGGAAAUUGUACUGUUUGGUUUUGUUGCUUUAUUUCAGAAUCUGUGGAUGAAUUAAGAGUUUUAUUGAUGUGUCAUUUUGUUUUAAUGGAAAAUUUGUUGCUGAAAUCCACCAUCUUUACUCCCAGUUGGUGUUUUAUUUCUCCCCUUCAGCUGUUGUCUUGUUAUGAUCACACCAAAGUUGGAGUUUUCUAAAUACUUUUCAUAUGUUCUUGCUUCAAUAAAGUUCUUGUUCGAUCUCCGUGUGCUGUUCUCCCACACAGGAAAUAUA